This is a messenger RNA of Pogoniulus pusillus (Red-fronted tinkerbird), 4267 nucleotides long. RefSeq names its product serine/threonine kinase 26 (gene STK26). The transcript is spliced from 12 exons. Gene Ontology annotation, biological process: protein phosphorylation; negative regulation of cell migration. Bases 414 to 1664 code for a protein of 416 amino acids. Gene Ontology annotation, molecular function: protein serine/threonine kinase activity; ATP binding. Gene Ontology annotation, cellular component: cytoplasm. NCBI's taxonomy places the organism in Eukaryota, Metazoa, Chordata, Aves, Piciformes, Lybiidae. The record is from RefSeq and is a predicted model, not a curated record.
GUGACGGCGGGGCCCGUGCGGCGGCGGCUCCGCCCCGCAAGGCCGAAGCUGAGACGGAAGGAGCUGCCGCCGCAAGCGGCCACCGACGUCUGCUCUUGCUGCCGGAGCCUGCCAUGGCGCUUUGACCCAGCCCCAGCCGCACCGACAGCCGCCGCUCCGCACGCUUCACCGGAGUGCCCAGAGCAGCCUCGUCCGCGCCGGGGCCGGGAAGGGGGGUAAUGGGCAGAGCGAGCGGCGCCAGCCGGCAGGGCCGCUGCUAGGAGCCCGGCGGGCAUGGGAGAGCGGUGCUAGGGACCCCCUUCCCGCCCGCGUCGUGUAGCUCGGCCGCAGCGCAGAGGCCCCGUCGCCGCCGCCCAGGAGCAGGAGGCCGAGAGAGGGGAGCAGCGGGCGGCGCCCGGCCGCCGCAGCCCGCCAUGGCCCACUCGCCCGUGGCGGUGCAAGUGCCCGGCAUGCAGAACCAUCGAGCAGACCCAGAGGAGCUCUUCACAAAACUGGAGCGCAUUGGCAAGGGCUCAUUUGGGGAGGUCUUCAAGGGCAUCGAUAACCGCACCCAGCAAGUGGUUGCCAUCAAAAUCAUAGACCUGGAGGAGGCAGAGGAUGAAAUAGAAGAUAUCCAGCAGGAGAUAACUGUGCUGAGCCAGUGUGACAGUCCCUAUGUCACCAAGUACUAUGGGUCCUACCUAAAGGGCACAAAACUAUGGAUAAUAAUGGAGUAUUUGGGUGGAGGCUCCGCUCUGGAUCUUCUUCGUGCUGGCCCCUUUGAUGAGUUCCAGAUUGCUACCAUGCUAAAGGAAAUCCUGAAAGGUCUUGACUACCUACACUCAGAGAAGAAAAUUCACAGGGACAUUAAAGCUGCCAAUGUCUUGUUGUCAGAACAAGGUGAUGUUAAGCUUGCUGACUUUGGGGUUGCUGGACAGCUGACAGACACACAAAUUAAGAGGAAUACCUUUGUUGGAACUCCUUUUUGGAUGGCCCCUGAAGUUAUUCAGCAGUCAGCCUAUGAUUCCAAGGCUGACAUCUGGUCGCUGGGAAUCACUGCAAUUGAACUAGCCAAAGGGGAGCCUCCCAACUCCGACAUGCACCCCAUGAGAGUUCUCUUCCUCAUCCCAAAAAACAAUCCUCCAACUCUGCUGGGAGAGUUCAGCAAACCUUUCAAAGAGUUCAUUGAUGCCUGUCUGAACAAGGACCCAACGUUUCGCCCUACUGCGAAGGAGCUCUUGAAGCACAAGUUCAUCAUCAAGAAUGCCAAGAAGACUUCCUACCUGACAGAGCUGAUCGAUAGGUUUAAGAGGUGGAAAGCAGAGGGACAUAGUAGUGAUGAAAGUGACUCUGAAGGCUCAGACUCGGAGUCCAGUAACAAGGAGAACAACUCUCACCCUGAGUGGAGCUUCACUACAGUCCGAAAGAAGCCAGAUGCAAAGAAGUUGCAGAACGGGACGGAUCAGGAUCUUGUUAAAACCUUGAGUUGCUUAACCAUGAUAAUCACCCCUGUGUUUGCUGAGCUCAAACAGCAGGACACAAAUAAUGCAAGCAGAAAGAAAGCAAUUGAGGAACUUGAGAAAAGCAUCAACAUGGCAGAAGCAGCAUGUCCAGGAAUCACAGACAAGAUGGUGAAGAAGCUUAUGGAGAAAUUUCAGAAGUUUUCUGUUCAUGACUCAUCCUAAGAACCUUCCCUAAGUGACUGCUGUUUCAUAUGGACCCAGUGAAACCCACCAAAACUACUUCAGGCUUGGCAGUGCUUAGCUCAUGUGCCUUUUUGGAUCUUUGCAACAGAUAACUGAUGGCGAUUUGAGGAUUGGAGGAACCUGCUCCAACUCUUCUGUGGCAGUGCACAUGGUUUUAUAUAUUUUCAGGAAAUUAUUUUGUAAAGAACAACUUUUAAUAUUGUAGUUUCACCUGUUUGGGGGUGGGGGGAGGAGGGGAGGGGAAACAAGAACAGCUGAGGGGAAAAACACCCACGUCCAGGUGCAGUUCUGCUUUUAGGAAUAGGACCACAUCUUUAGUUACUUUAGGAAGUGCAAGUCCAGUAUGGUUUUGGAUGCUGUUUUGUUCCUGUACAUGGGGGGGCUGUGCAGGCCUCCUUUUGUGUUAAUGAGUUCCAAAAAUUCCUCACCUCUUUGUUUCUUUUCCUUUUUGUGAAUCACUAACAGAGCUUCAGAGAAAAAAAUCAACUUUUUGGUUUGGGGUUGGUUGGUUAUUUUUGUUCUCACGUUAGACAACCUAGCAGCAAGGGGAUGGCUGCAGCACCUGCUUCAACCAGCACCUGUGCCCUGGCAAAAGGAACCUGCCAGAGCACUUCUGAAGUGGUUUCUCAUUGGUACAGGAUUUUUAGGCAGCUCUAUGAUGAAGUCUGUUUGAGAGCAAUAUGUCCUUAGUCCGCAGGUGAUAUGUAGCAACAGGUUAGCUCCUGAUGUACAGUCCUAGCUGAUACCUUCUACACACAGCUUUGGAAGUAGGAAUUCAACCUUUUAGCAUCAUAAAACCACAACCUAGAGCAAUACAGUGGAGGGGGUGGGGGCUUUUGGCAAUAAUGGACAAAACCUGAAGUCCAAUUUCCACUUCAUACUUUGUUGUUGGUUUUUUUGUUUGUUGUUUCCUUCUUUUUCCCUUCGGGUGGAAAUGAGACAGAGGAGAAGCUGAGCUGGGUGGGAGGGAGCAGGAGAAGCUGAGCUGGGAGGAAGGGAGGCAGAGAAGCUGAGCUGGGUGGCAGGGAGCAGGAGAAGCUGAGCUGGGUGGCAGGGAGCAGGAGAAGCUGAGCUGGGUGGAAGGGAGGCAGAGAAGCUGAGCUGGGUGGAAUGGAGCAGGAGAAGCUGAGCUGGGUGGAAGGGAGGCAGAGAAGCUGAGCUGGGUGGAAGGGAGGCAGAGAAGCUGAGCUGGGUGGAAGGGAGGCAGAGAAGCUGAGCUGGGUGGAAGGGAGGCAGAGAAGCUGAGCUGGGUGGAAGGGAGGCAGAGAAGCUGAACUGGGUGGAAGGGAGGCAGAGAAGCUGAGCUGGGUGGAAGGGAGGCAGAGAAGCUGAACUGGGUGGAAGGGAGGCAGAAGCUAAGCUGAGCUGGGUGGAAGGGAGGCAGAAGCUGAGCUGGGUGGAAGGGAGGCAGAGAAUAGCUGACAAGCAGGUAUAAAACUUAACACCAGCCUUUCUGUGUGGUGGGCUUUAGGGUUUUUUUUCUCCUGUAAGAUAAUUAAUCCACUUUGAGGUGUGUGUUUGGGGAGGUUGAAGUAUUUUUUUGGUUCUUAAAGACAUUAAAUAUCCAGCAACACCUUUUGGGUUCAUUAAUGAUUUUUGCUGGGGGGGGGGGGGGGGUGUGCUGAUAAUUUUCUGGAGGGUGUAUUGUCAGUGUGUAUUUUACCAGUCCAUAUGCAGAUAACCUGAGUUAUAGAUACUCUUUCACACCAAGGUAGUACUGUGCAGUAUGCAGUGGUUUGUUCUGAGGGAGAGGGGUGGGAGUGGGGGGGCUUUGGUUUGGUUUUUAUUCAUCCUUAGUUAAGGCUUUCAGUUCUAUAUUUAUGGUACUGCUAGAUAAGUAAUAUCUUCAUUUCUUGUUCAUUUUGUUGGGGUCUUUCCCCACCUCCACUCACAUAUAUAUAUAUAUUCCCCCCCCACACCACCCCCAGUAUGUAUAUUAUGCUGAAGUUUUUAAACUGGGAUCAUUUGGUUUCUUCUUUUCACUACUUAGCUGUGCAACCAUUGGGUGUAAAUGUUGAAUGUCUUUUGUUUCUGUGGGCUGAAGGCUGGGUGUGGUUUAUUUUAUGGUUCAAACCUGCACAUUGUUGAUUUUAGUUUUGUUUUAUUUUGGUUGGAGGUUUUUUUUUUUUGCACAAAAAGUCUUUUCUUUUUUUUGAUGUUUUAAAGGCUCAGAAAAGAUAAUCUGCCAAAUAUUAAAGGAGAUGUGCAAGGAAGCAACUGCAUUUUGAGUCAAAAUGUUGCCAUUACCUUGGGUUUGUUUCUUAUUUUAUAUAUAUAUAUAUAUAAAGGACAGUUGGGAGAGAUGGUGGUUAGAUAUGCCAAGGACAAUUCUUUUCAAUGGUGCCUACACUGUAAAAAACAACAGCAACAAAAACAGAAAGAAAUUACUUUUAAACUCCUGGUUUUAAUUUAACAGAAAGAAAAAAGUUUCUGUUAGAACUUCCAUCUGCUGUAGAAACUGAAAUCCAAUUAGUAUUUGUAUCUGAGGAAGAAGAAGAAGAAGAAACCUAAAGCCUGGAACUAGUUUUUUUGCAAACAAAACAAAAGUUAUGGAUGAAAUAAAUAUUUUUGUAACUGUCAAA